Molecule: messenger RNA, 3469 nt
Organism: Bombina bombina (fire-bellied toad)
Lineage: Eukaryota; Metazoa; Chordata; Amphibia; Anura; Bombinatoridae
Product: CCN family member 1
Exons: 5
Coding region: 409-1563 (384 amino acids)
Biological process (GO): signal transduction
Cellular component (GO): extracellular region
Molecular function (GO): protein binding
Source: RefSeq, a predicted model, not a curated record
ACUCGCAGGUGAUCUGUGGCUCUGAAUAGCCAAGACACCGGCUCAGCCUGCCUUCCCUGAGACCUGUGCACUUGGAAGUAAAGUGUACAACAGAAAGGAACUAGGAGUACCCGGAGAGAGAAUUUAUCCUGCAGACUGUUCCUCUGAAUUAUUCCACAAUCACUGCAUUGUAACUGCUGAGCAUCCAUGUGAGAUGUGCUGCAAUCAACCAAACUGCUGACAAAAGUUUCAUCACUCAGAAGAUAUCUUGUCUGAAGUGCACAACAUCUUCCUGAACUGUACAGGACUUCAGAACUUAACUUGCAUCCUUGUAUCCUGUUCUGCACUGUGCCCCCCUCAGCAGAGCAUCCCUGUACCCUACCCAACCCCCCACCAGUGACUUGACCAACCUACCUUUCAGCUAAGGCAAUGAUUGCUGUGCACUUCCAAGGAUACUGGCUUCUGACAGCCUUACUGGGGUUGAGCUGCACUGGGAGGAUGGUGGCAUUGGCCUGCCCUACUACUUGCGUAUGUCCCAAGGAGCCCCCUUCAUGCCCUCCUGGCAUUAGCCUGGUGACAGAUUCCUGUGGAUGCUGCAAGGUGUGUGCCCGUCAAUACAAUCAGGACUGCGGGCCAAGCCACCCAUGUGACCACAUUAAAGGUUUACACUGUGACUUUGGCGCCGAUUCCUCUUCUACUGUUGGAAUCUGUCGAGCAAAGUCAGAAGGUCGACCUUGUGAAUUCUUUGGGCAAAUCUAUCAGAAUGGGGAGAACUUCCAACCUAACUGCAAACACCAGUGCACUUGCAUGGACGGAAUAGUGGGCUGUAUGCCGCUAUGCCCUCAAGAAGUAGCUCUGCCAAGUGCAGACUGCACCAAUCCGAGGUUGGUGAAGGUUCCAGGACAGUGCUGUGAAGAAUGGCUAUGUGAUAGUAACCAUAUUUCAGAGGACUCGGGAGACACUACCAACGGCAACGUAGAUGACCCAUUGAAGUCAUCUGAAGAGAUUGUAGACCAGGUUGACAUUGAACCAGUGUCAAGCAACGAGCUCAUUAGUUUAGUUAGAAAUGGAUUUAAAGUUGAACCUGGACUGGGCCCUCAUCCACAACCAGACAAGUCUAGAUGUGCGAUCCAGACCACAGAAUGGUCUCAGUGCUCUAAAUCAUGUGACAUGGGCAUCUCUUCAAGAGUAACCAAUGAUAACCCUCAGUGCAAGCUUUUGAAGGAGACCCGUCUGUGCCAAAUCCGACCAUGCAAGGAUCCAUUAUCUAUCAAACUUAAGAAUGGGAAGAAAUGUACCAGAACGAAAAAAUCCAGAACAGCUGUUCAUUUCACAUAUGCAGGAUGCACAAGCAUACGUCGGUAUAAGCCUCACUACUGCGGCUCCUGCACAGACGGACGAUGCUGUACUCCCUCCAAAACCCGAACCAUGCGCGUUCGCUUCCGUUGUGAUGAUGGAGACACCUUCCAAAAGAGCAUGAUGUGGGUGGAAAAAUGUAGAUGUCAUCAGAACUGCCCUUAUCACACCGAGCUGUCUUACCCCCAUUAUAGGUUACAUAAUGACAUCCACAAGUUCACGGACUGAGCCACAUUGGAUACUUUGUUGGACAAAUGGGUUGGUGGCCAAGGGAGAUGGCUCCCUUUCCCUAGAACCAAUAGAAUCACAGGGUCCAGCCGUCGGUUUAUGGUGGCUGCAUAGGACUGGAGCGUCAAAUCUGUAAUCAGACCUUCGUCCAUAAGGUCUAUGGUUCACUGAAAAUGUACACUGACACUCCAAGCCAUAAUCAAUGUGGAAAUGAUCCUGUUCAGAGCAGGUUCACUCAAGGUAGAGCGCUAGUGAGGAAGCUCUGCUUUGCUGAAGGAUUUCAACUCUACUGUAAAAUGCAAUGAAGUCCGUUAUUGCUCUUAUGAGCGGUACCCCUUGUUUACAGUCACUCUAGAUCUGCUUUUUUAUAAGCCAUAAUGUACCAAGGUUAUGGGCAAAUUCAAUGCAAGCAGUAUUGAUCUAUUCAGGUCUAUGGGUGUAGUAGAUCACCUUAGAACAGUAUUAGCAAAGUUGAAUAGAAAAGAUGCCGUUUUCUUUACUAUAGAUAUUUUAGCUACUGCCUGAAAGAUCUGGGCAAAGCAGAUUGUCAAUAUCAGAUUUAGAUUUCCUAAAGAAACAUAAACAACAAGACAAUUUGUCUUGUGCUUCAAACUGUUUUGUCCCCCCAGUAAAGAAAGUGAAACCAUAAAAACCUAGAUACCUAGACUAAGAUGAGUUUAUGGAACCAAAUGUUGUUAGCUCUAUUAGUUGUAUUGCCUAGAACUUUUAUAUAAAUAACGUGGUAUGACCCAAAAAUAUGAUCUGCACCCUUGAGAAAGUUAGGAUGUCUUUAAAAAGAAAUAAGGUGUCAUCUGGUCGUCAAGCACUUAGAGGUGACUUCUCCAGUUAUAGCCAAAGAAAGACUCUUUAAAAGAUGGUGGAUGGGUGAAACCACAGGAAGAGUUUUAUAAAGGCUCAUUAUGUUUAUAAAAGUUUUAUAUCAUUACUGUAGGGCAAGGUUGUAAUCGAUCAUGUAGAAUCCUCCAUUAGUGGUGGAUUUUUGGAUAUGCUAGAUGCAAUAUAGGAUUUGGAGACAAUGAGGCCUUUUCAAUUUCUCAGAUACUUUUUAAUCUUUAUACGACAAAAGCCUUGUGCAGACCUGAUUGUUUAAUUCCAACCUCAUGGUUUGACAAAUUUAAAGGAAAUGUAGAUGCCUGCAAUAAAAUUUAGGGUCUCGACUUCAGAUGUUGUUAGAAGCCAAAUAAGAAUGAUUCCAUGUAGAACAAUCUAAAAUGUAGGAGUCGGAAGUUAUAUUCCAGUACCUGAUGCUCCUGUCGUUUAUAGAGGUCUACUUUAUGCCAUAUGUGAAGGUUGGGUAGUCCCUCCAGGUAACAGAAUGCCGUAAAGUGAAAAAAAGGAGGGGCACAUUCAUUAUCCUAUCCCCAACGGCUGCAGACGUACUAAGACACAGCACUUCAGUAAGAGCCUCUCUCUGCGCUCAUACAGAUGGCAUGCGUUCCUGCUAAACAUCUCUUCAAAUUUGGGAAGAAAUUUGAUGGAAACCAAUGCAAUAAUUUGAUAGCAGAAUUGACUGUAAUGCCGAGUAAAGCAGAGUUAGGGAAUAUUUGUUCAUGCACUGCCCAGGUUAAGAUGUACAUAAUAUAUAAAUAUAGAGAAAUAUAUAUUUUUUUGACACGCCCCUCAGUGAUAUUUACUGCCCGAUAGAGACUUAUGCUUUUUGUUUCAUUUUUUUUUGUAUUAUCUAAUUAUUAUAUUUUGUCCUGUUUUUCUUCCUUUAUGAAGGGUUAGGAUAUUGUUUGUAUUUUUAGACUGAGGAUUUUGCCUCAUACUGUGUUCCCGCUGUAGCAUGUGAAAACAUUGUAUGUUUUUAAAGCCUUUGUGACUGUGACUUUGAUAUAAACCGUAUGUCUAUCAGUAUUACAAGCUUUUAUAUGUAACUACAAAA